UUUAGUUCCCCCGCCAUGGCACCCACAUUCCGCAAACCAGCGUCCCACCCGGCCGUCCUCGUCCUCCGCCGGCUGGACGCGCCGUUCGCCGCCGCGCUGCGCGAGCACUUCCUCCUCCUGGACUUCCACGCGUCCGGCGAGCCCCUCCCGGCUUUUCUAGCCGCGGCAGCGGCAGACCCCGAGCCCCCGCACGCCGUGCUGGUGGUGGGCGGCGGAGCCAUACGCGUGGACGCCCCGUUCCUCGACGCCGUCCCGUCCGUCCGGUGUGUGGUCACCACGGGCACCGGCGUCGACCACAUCGACCUGGCCGAGUGCGCGCGCCGCGGCGUGGCCGUCGCCAACGCCGGGAAGGUCUACUCCACCGACGUGGCGGACCAUGCCGUGGGCCUGCUGCUCGACGUGCAGCGGCGCGUGUCGGCGGCGGAGCGGUACGUCCGGCGCGGGUCCUGGCCGGCCCAGGGCGACUACCGGCCACUCGGGUCCAAGCUCGGCGGCAAGCGCGUCGGCAUCAUCGGCCUGGGCAACAUCGGCUCGCUCGUCGCGAGGAGGCUCGAAGCCUUCGGCUGCGUCAUCCUCUACAACUCGAGGCGGCGCAAGGAGGAUGGCGCGGCCCGCCGCUACACCUACUUCCCGGACGUCCGAGGCCUCGCCGCCGCCUCCGACGUGCUCGUCGUUGCCUGCGCGCUGAACGAGGAGACGAGGCACGUCGUGGGCAGGGAGGUGCUGGAGGCCCUGGGGAAGGACGGCGUGCUCGUCAACGUCGGCCGAGGGGCGAACGUCGACGAGGCGGCGCUGGUGGCGGCGCUCAAGGAGGGGAGGAUCGCCGGCGCCGGCCUCGACGCCUUCGAGGACGAGCCCAAGGUGCCGGCGGAGCUCCUGCCCAUGGACAACGUGGUGCUGACCCCUCACGCGGCGGUUCUGACGCACGAGUCCAGGUCGGACCUGCGCGCGCAGACCAUCGGCAACCUCCAGGCCUUCUUCUCCGGCCUGCCAUUGCUCACUCCCGUGCCCUGCCAUCGUGCCUAAUAUUUUCAUAGCUUGCAGAUUUUCAUAACCAGAUGAAAAACGUGGCAAAAAAAACAAAAUCGAUUAUCCAAAUUGUUAUUUUCAAACGCAAUUUGGAGCAUCAGUUUUUCUUUUGCCACUUUUUCCAUCAAUGUUUCACACGCAAAAAAACCCAGACAUCUAGAUCUGCAUCAGCUUGUUGUGGUUGACGACAUGUAUAACGGACGUCAUGCGUAGCCCGGCUUGGUGGAUGUCUGUGAUGGCGCACGACGGUUGCAAAGUGUAGAAACAUCCAUGGCGUCCCCUGGGCCGAUGGAUGUGG
Messenger RNA from Triticum aestivum (bread wheat), 1327 nucleotides. RefSeq names its product glyoxylate/hydroxypyruvate reductase HPR3-like. The transcript has a single exon. The coding region runs from base 16 to 1026 and encodes 336 amino acids. Gene Ontology annotation, cellular component: cytosol. Gene Ontology annotation, molecular function: hydroxypyruvate reductase [NAD(P)H] activity; NAD binding; glyoxylate reductase (NADPH) activity. Lineage: Eukaryota; Viridiplantae; Streptophyta; Magnoliopsida; Poales; Poaceae. The record is from RefSeq and is a predicted model, not a curated record.